UAUGAUUGGCUGAGACUGAGGGCAGGCAGAGAGCCUUGCAGAGCACCAACUGGUCGGAGUUGCCAUCAAUCAUCAGGAACAAACUCCUCCGGGUCUCCAUUUGGCCAGCAGCGGAAAAAAAUUUUUCGAGCAUUUCCAGAGAGGAGAUUGUGGCUUCCCUAAUUGCUUGCUCUGGAGAUCGGAAUCAACAAGAGAAGUCAGUCUUAUAUAUCAUCCAAGAAAUCCUUCCCUUUCCUCCCAUUAGCCAAGUAAGAAAUUUACAGACACAUAGCCAUCACGAGUGUUUCCAACUUAUAUCACCCGUCUAUUCAUGGAUGUGUGGCCUUCCUGAACAUAGACAACCAACCAGUUUCUACACCUCUAAAGACAAACUGGCUCUCCCUCUCCAAGCACCCAUCAGCUGUCCAUAGCACCUCAGGGGCACAUCAAUUUUCUUCAAGAAAUUUGGCUGUUGCCCUAUUUGUCUUUCCCUGUGACUGAGGCCUUUGGCAUUGCAUUAUGUUAUCAGCGGCCUUAGUUACCUUGGUGAGAAGUGGAGGGAGCCAGGUGAAGAAGAGAGUGCUGCUAAGCUCUGUUCUCCUGCAGGACAACAGGCAGGUGACUCCUGCCUGCUACAGCUCCACUUCGGAACCCAGGUGUUCUCGGUUUGACCCAGACGGCAGUGGGCAGCCAGCCACUUGGGACAAUUUUGGGAUCUGGGACAACCGCAUUGACGAGCCAAUUUUGCUGCCGCCUAGCAUCAAGUAUGGCAAGCCAAUUCCCAAAAUUAGCCUGGAGAAUGUGGGCUGUGCCUCCCUCAUUGGCAAACGGAAAGAAAAUGAAGAUCGAUUUGGGUUCGCACAGCUGACUGAAGAGGUGCUGUACUUUGCAGUGUAUGAUGGGCACGGGGGACCUGCAGCUGCUGACUUCUGUCACACGCACAUGGAAAAAUGUGUAAUGGAUUUGCUUCCUCGGGAGAAAGACUUGGAAACUGUACUGACCUUGGCCUUUCUAGAAAUAGAUAAAGCCUUUUCAAGUUAUGCCCACCUGUCUGCUGAUGCAAGCCUCCUGACCUCUGGGACUACUGCAACAGUCGCCUUGUUGAGAGAUGGUAUUGAACUGGUUGUAGCCAGUGUUGGAGACAGCCGGGCUCUUUUGUGUAGAAAAGGAAAACCCAUGAAGCUGACCACUGACCAUACCCCAGAAAGAAAGGAUGAGAAAGAAAGGAUCAAGAAAUGUGGUGGGUUUGUAUCUUGGAAUAGUUUGGGACAGCCCCAUGUAAAUGGCAGACUUGCAAUGACAAGGAGUAUUGGAGAUUUGGAUCUUAAAGCCAGUGGUGUAAUAGCAGAACCCGAGACAACAAGGAUUAAGCUCUACCAUGGGGAUGACAGUUUCCUGGUCCUCACCACAGAUGGGAUUAACUUCAUGGUGAAUAGUCAGGAGAUCUGUGACUUUGUCAACCAGUGCCACGACCCGAAUGAAGCAGCCCAUGCUGUGACUGAGCAGGCAAUACAGUAUGGUACCGAAGACAACAGUACUGCAGUGGUGGUGCCCUUUGGUGCCUGGGGAAAGUACAAGAACUCGGAAAUAAACUUCUCAUUCAGCAGAAGCUUUGCCUCCAGCGGACGAUGGGCCUGAUUGCCAGCCUGGACUCAGUGUUCCUAUGCAGCCAUGUGUCAGUGGGCAUAUCAAGAAACUGGUAAUACCCACAAGGACGCCUGUUCUGGUAUGUCCUUGUGACCUGAUAGAUCCCAAUACAGUGUAAGCUUACCAGCCAUGUACAGGGUAGUAUUUUCAUAAAUCCGCAUCAUCAUUAUGUUCAACUGUACAUGCUCUGUGUAAGCAUCAUGACAAAGCUGUGAAGAAUUUGUGAGACUCGGAGCUGAGAGGAAGAGGAAGUGGUUUUGGUAUACUUGAUGAAUGAUAAAUCUGUGCAUUUUGUUUUGUGAUGCUAGAGAUUGGAUCUGGGGCUUUCUAAUUCUUACGAUUACCAGGCAGAUCUAGUUUCUGUUUAAUGAUUUUUGUUCUUAAUUCAGUUAGACAGGCUUUUCUGAAUGUUGAUAGCUAGUCAAUGUGCUGUUUGCAACUGUUUCUUUUUUUCUUUCUUUGUUUAAAACAGUUCUCACUGGCUGGCCUUGAACUCCUGGGUUCAAACAGUCCCCCUACUUCUGUUCCCUGGGUACCUGGGACUGCAGGAUGCUCCAACUGACAAAUGUUUUUGUUUUCAUUUUUAAUUUUUUAGAGCUGAACAAGCAUAGAUUUAUUAAAGAAAAGUUGUCCCAGGAGAUGCAGGAAUUCCAAGGGAGGAAUACCCACAGUGUUAAUUUUUAAUAAAUGCACCAAGGAGUGAAAAUGAAAAUUAGUAACCGGAACCUUCCCUGUUGCUGUAUCCUAUACUCCGGACCACUUAGUAAAUUUAACUCUGCAAAAAACAAAACAAAACAAAAAAA
Messenger RNA from Onychomys torridus (southern grasshopper mouse), 2429 nucleotides. It is a transcript of the gene Ppm1k, whose product is annotated as protein phosphatase, Mg2+/Mn2+ dependent 1K. The record is from RefSeq and is a predicted model, not a curated record. Gene Ontology annotation, biological process: protein dephosphorylation. The coding region runs from base 499 to 1617 and encodes 372 amino acids. Gene Ontology annotation, molecular function: cation binding; protein serine/threonine phosphatase activity. Lineage: Eukaryota; Metazoa; Chordata; Mammalia; Rodentia; Cricetidae. The transcript is spliced from 8 exons.